GCCGCCCCCUUCCUCCAUCCGGUCUCGUAUCGGCCUCUUCCACUGCUCCUCGUCUCUCCGCCUCUCACCCCGACCCCUCCUCACCGAUUCCUCCACGCCACGCGCGCGCAGUAGCAGCAGAGCUCACCGACCUCUCUGGUGCCGCUCGCCUAUCCGUCCGCUCGGACCGCUCCCGCGUCUGGGCUUUGGAGGUCGCCUCCCUUCCGUAUGGCCUCCGCAUCCGCAGAAACCCUUGCCUCGCUCCCCAUCGCAUCCCCGUCCCGCUCGCUCCUCCGGCCACUCCCCCGGCGACCCGCCGCCUCCGGGGGAGGCACCCCAUCGAUCCGGAUAUCCGCCGUGCCUCCGCGGGGCCUCGGGCUCUCGCUCAUCCAUCGCCGCGUGCGCCGCUGCCCGCCGGCGGCGCGCGCGAACGUCGAGCGUGAAGGCGAAGGCCCCGGCGCCUCCGGAAACGGCGAGGCCUCCUCUGCCGGUGAUGGAGACCGCGACGCGGCGGCGGAAACGCCUGGUGAUAGCACCGGCACGAGCACGACGAGCGCGGCUGCGCCGCCGCCGCCGCAGCCCUCGUCGAAGAGGGGGGAAAAUAAGUGGCGGCGGAGGUUGCUUAAGGGCGGCGGCGUUGGGCGGUGGCUUUGGGAGCCCAUAGUGCAGGGGCGAGAGAUGGGGUUCCUCCUGCUCCAGCUCGGCUUCGCCAUAUUUGCGCUCCGCAUGCUGCGGCCGGAGAUCGCGCUGCCUGGCUCGGAGCCCCGGCCGCAGACGACGUACGUCUCUGUACCGUACAGUGACUUCUUGGCGAGCAUAGACAAGAACCAGGUAAAGAAGGUCGAGGUGGAUGGGGUGCACAUCAUGUUCCGACUCCGGCCAGAGGUUGAGGCCCGUGUGGUGGAGCAACCACCAACGCAGCGGGGAACAGAUGUUGUCGUUGAUAAUGCUGGAGUUUCCAGGAGAAUUGUCUUCACGACGACUCGACCAGUGGAUAUAAAAACACCAUACGAGAAGAUGGUGGAGAACAGUGUUGAAUUUGGAUCGCCGGACAAGAGGUCUGGCGGCAUGCUCAAUUCUGCCCUGGUGGCUCUUAUUUAUGUUGUAUUAAUCGCUGUAGUUUUGCAGCGGUUGCCAAUAAGCUUUUCUCAGCAUUCAGCGGGCCAGCUGAGGAACCGGAAGAAUUCAAACUCUGACGGAGCCAAAGUUUCCGAAAAUACAGAUAUAGUUACAUUUGCUGAUGUCGCUGGAGUAGAUGAGGCCAAAGAAGAGUUGGAAGAAAUUGUGGAGUUCCUAAGGAACCCAGAAAGAUACAUUCGUCUUGGUGCUCGUCCUCCUCGUGGUGUCUUAUUGGUGGGCCUUCCAGGGACUGGAAAGACACUUCUUGCAAAAGCCGUAGCAGGAGAAGCAGAAGUCCCAUUCAUAAGUUGUUCAGCUAGUGAAUUUGUGGAGCUAUAUGUAGGUAUGGGAGCAGCUCGAGUACGUGACCUAUUUGCUAGGGCCAAAAAGGAAUCACCAUCUAUUAUUUUUAUUGAUGAGAUUGAUGCUGUUGCAAAAAGCCGUGAUGGCCGAUAUCGCAUUGUCAGUAAUGAUGAACGUGAGCAGACACUAAACCAAUUACUCACGGAAAUGGAUGGAUUUGACACCAACUCAGCUGUCAUUGUACUGGGGGCAACUAACCGAGCCGAUGUUUUGGAUCCUGCCCUUCGACGCCCUGGGAGAUUUGACCGUGUAGUGACGGUUGAAUCUCCCGAUAGGCUUGGAAGAGAAUCCAUUCUGAAAGUUCAUGCGAGUAGGAAAGAGCUUCCACUAAGUAAAGAUGUAGAUCUAGCAGAUAUUGCUUCAAUGACAACUGGUUUUACUGGAGCAGACCUUGCAAACUUAGUAAAUGAAGCUGCUUUGUUGGCUGGGAGAUCAAAUAAAGAAAUAGUGGAAAAGAUUGACUUCAUCCGUGCGGUUGAGCGCUCUAUAGCUGGUAUAGAGAAAAAACAUGCAAAACUGAAGGGUAAUGAAAAGGCUGUUGUUGCACGGCAUGAAGUUGGCCAUGCACUUGUGGGAACUGCUGUAGCGAACCUUCUGCCUGGGCAGCCACGUGUGGAGAAAUUGAGUAUAUUGCCGAGAUCAGGAGGUGCAUUAGGCUUUACGUACAGCCCUCCCACCACAGAGGAUAGAUAUUUGCUCUUUGUUGAUGAACUGCGUGGCCGUCUAGUAACACUUCUGGGCGGGCGGGCAGCAGAGGAAGUUGUUUUAGGAGGGCGGGUUUCUACUGGUGCACUGGAUGACAUAAGGCGUGCUACUGACAUGGCUUACAAAGCUGUAGCAGAAUACGGUCUUAACCAGCGCAUCGGCCCAAUAUCACUAGCUACACUAUCAAAUGGUGGACUAGAUGACUCCGGUGGUUCUCCAUGGGGAAGGGAUCAGGGCCAUCUAGUUGAUCUUGUCCAGCGGGAAGUAAAAACACUUCUACAAUCGGCACUCGAAGUAGCUCUUUCGGUUGUUCGUGCUAAUCCUGCAGUUUUGGAAGGGCUUGGAGCAUAUUUAGAAGAGAAUGAAAAGGUUGAGGGCGAGGAGCUUCAAGAGUGGCUGAAGUCUGUUGUUGCACCAAAAGAGCUGACCUCUUUUAUUAGAGGACAGCAAGAGAAUGCUCUUCAGCUGGAAGCAGGGUCCUAGCAUAAGGAGUAUACAGUGGACUCUUAAAAUGAAUUACUUUACAAAACUAGCCUCAACAAUUAAAAAAACUCUGUCAGUUCCGAGGUAUGCAAUGGAAAAUCUACAUGCCGGGAACAUGCCACUGGCCUGGCAGUGCUGAGGCUGUUCAACUUCCCCACCCUCCCAGGUUAAGUCCGGGAUCAGCUCGGGCACCCUCCCAUUCUUCAGUAACUGCCAGAGGUUCUGGUCAAUUUUCAAAAAAUGAAACCUGGAUGACCAAGUGAUGAUGUACAUAUCUAAGGUCGCGGUUCCUGGACCCUUGACUAAAAGAACUCCAGAAAAGAUUCAUAUCGAGUUGUAACUGCAAUCUCCGGAAUCAGAUGUUUAUAGAUUAGGUUGGUGAUACACAUGUAAAAGAACAUAUUUUUCCUACGCCUGCCUUGACCUCUUCAUCCUAUUGAAAGUUUUCUUUUUUCCUUUUAAAUCAUCAUAUUAGAAAACAUCAAUAGGAUAAUUCAUGUACGGACUAUGGUUCCUGUAACAAUAUACUUCAGGCUUUUACUCCUUUAUUUGGCCAAAAUUCGCGUUAAGGAUGUUAUUUCACUGGA
Molecule: messenger RNA, 3236 nt
Organism: Phragmites australis (common reed)
Lineage: Eukaryota; Viridiplantae; Streptophyta; Magnoliopsida; Poales; Poaceae
Product: ATP-dependent zinc metalloprotease FTSH 7, chloroplastic
Exons: 13
Coding region: 208-2649 (813 amino acids)
Biological process (GO): proteolysis
Cellular component (GO): chloroplast thylakoid; membrane
Molecular function (GO): metalloendopeptidase activity; ATP hydrolysis activity; ATP binding
Source: RefSeq, a predicted model, not a curated record